AUGAGUACCAAGGAGGACACCAAAUGGCUUCAGUGGGUGACGCACCAGUUUGAGACCAUUGUGGGGGAAGACCGGGAAAUCGACCUGCAAGAAUUCAAAGCAGCCCUCAAUGUGAAAGAGCCCUUCUUUGCCGAGAGGUUCUUCAAUCUGUUUGACUCGGAUGGAAGUGGCACCAUCACCCUCCAGGAGCUGCUGGAGGCGCUGACCCUGCUCAUCCACGGCAACCCCAUGGACAAACUCAAAUUCCUCUUCCAGGUGUACGACGUCGACGGCAGCGGGUCCAUCGACGUGGAUGAGCUGCGCACCGUGCUGCAGUCAUGCAUGCGCGAGAGCGCCAUCUCGCUGCCGGACGAGAAGCUGGAUCAGCUGACGCUGGCGCUCUUCGAGUCUGCCGACAAAAACUGCAACGGCGCCAUCACCUUCGACGAGCUCCGGGACGAGCUGCAGCGCUUCCCCGGCGUCAUGGAGAACCUGACGAUCAGCGCCGCCCACUGGCUGACGCCCCCCGCAGCCCAGCAGCGCCGGCGGCGUCCCCGCCUUCUGACCUCCGCCUACUGGCACAACCACUGCAGCCACCUGCUCUGCCUGACCGCCUACGCGGUCCUUCACGUGUUGCUCUUUGCGCUGGCGGCCAGCGCGCACCGGGCCCGCGGCCCCAGCGUCAUGGUGGCCAAGGGCUGCGGCCAGUGCCUCAACUUCGACUGCAGCUUCAUCGCGGUGCUGAUGCUGAGGCGGUGCCUGACAUGGCUGCGGGCUACCUGGCUGGCUCAGGUCCUGCCACUGGACUGGAAUCAGUUCCACCAGCUUAUGGGCUACGUGGUGGUUGUGCUCUCCCUGGUGCACACUGUGGCUCACGUUGUGAACUUCGUGCUUCAGGCUCAGUCCAAGGACAGCCCCUUCCGGUUCUGGGAGCUGCUGCUCACCACCAGGCCUGGCAUUGGCUGGGUCUAUGGCUCAGCCUCCCCGACCGGUGUGGCUCUGCUGCUGCUGCUGGUCCUCAUGUUUGCCUGCUCCAGCUCCUGCAUCCGGAGGAGUGGCCACUUUGAGGUGUUCUACUGGACCCAUCUGUCUUACCUCCCCAUGUGGAUUCUGCUCAUUUUGCACGGACCCAACUUCUGGAAGUGGCUGCUGGUCCCUGGCAUCCUGUUCUUCCUGGAGAAGAUCAUCGGGCUAGCAGUAUCCCGCAUGGGAGCCCUUUGCAUCGUGGAAGUCAAUCUCCUUCCCUCCAAGGUCACCCAUCUCCUCAUUGAGAGGCCCCCUCUCUUCCACUACAGGCCAGGCGACUACUUGUACCUGAACGUCCCCAGCAUCGCACGCUACGAGUGGCAUCCUUUCACCAUCAGCAGCGCUCCGGAGCAGAAAGACACCAUCUGGCUACAUGUUCGGUCCGAAGGCCACUGGACAAACAGGCUAUAUGAAUCGUUCAAGAUGUUGUGCCCCAUGGACUGUGGCUCUGGACAGCUGUCAAGGAGUCUGAGGAGGAGAAGGAGCCAGAGGGAGCCCCAGGUCUCUGAGAUGUCCUCUGAGAACCACCUGCUUUGUAACAUCAAGUGCUACAUCAGCGGCCCCUACGGAACCCCCACCCGCAGGAUCUUUGUCUCUGAGCAUGCGGUACUCAUCGGGGCAGGCAUCGGCAUCACCCCUUUUGCCUCUAUCCUACAGAGCAUCAUGUACCGGCACCAGAAGAGGAAGCACAUUUGCCCCAGCUGCCAGCACUUCUGGAUGGAUAGCAUCCAGGAUGAGGACAUGAAGCUCCGAAAGGAGGACUUCAUCUGGAUCAACCGAGACCAGCAGUCUUUUGAGUGGUUUGUGAGCCUGCUGACCAAGCUGGAGAUGGACCAGGCCGAGAUGACCCAAGAGGACCCCUUCCUGGAGCUGCACAUGUAUAUGACCUCUGCACUGGGCAAGAAUGACAUGAAGGCCAUUGGCCUGCAGAUGGCCCUCGACCUCCUGGCCAAGAAGGAGAAGAAGGACUCCAUCACAGGCCUCCAGACACGCACCCAGCCUGGGCGUCCUGACUGGAACAAGGUGUUCCAGAAGGUGGUUGCUGAGAAGAAGGGCAAGAUGCAGGUCUUCUUCUGUGGCUCCCCAGCCCUGGCCAAGGUGCUCAAGGGCCACUGUGAGCAGUUCAGCUUCAAAUUCUUCCAGGAGAACUUUUAG
This is a messenger RNA of Enhydra lutris kenyoni (northern sea otter), 2160 nucleotides long. RefSeq names its product NADPH oxidase 5. Gene Ontology annotation, molecular function: superoxide-generating NAD(P)H oxidase activity; calcium ion binding. Gene Ontology annotation, biological process: defense response; superoxide anion generation. Gene Ontology annotation, cellular component: plasma membrane; NADPH oxidase complex. The record is from RefSeq and is a predicted model, not a curated record. Lineage: Eukaryota; Metazoa; Chordata; Mammalia; Carnivora; Mustelidae.